Messenger RNA from Racocetra fulgida, 815 nucleotides. Lineage: Eukaryota; Fungi; Glomeromycota; Glomeromycetes; Diversisporales; Gigasporaceae. The record is from the annotation of a GenBank genome assembly.
AUGGGAGUUUAUGGCUCAUGGGGAGUCGCUCAAGGGAUUUUUGCUGUUUUAAGUAGUGUUGCAUUUUCUUAUGGUGGUGUCAAUGCAUCUAAGAGAUUACAUAAUAACGCAAUUAAACGUGUAUUAAGAUUUAUUGAAGCAACUUCUGGAAGUAUUGUAAUUGACAAUGUUGAUAUCAGUACUAUUGGAUUAAAAGAUCUUAGAAGUAAUAUUACUAUCAUACCUCAAGAUGCAGUACUAUUCAAUGGUACUAUUAGCAACUUGGAUCCAUUCAACAAGCAUAGCGAUCUCAAGUUGUGGAACACGCUUAGGCGUGUACAAUUAAUUAAUAAUUCAAGCCCUACUUCUGAAAAAAAAGAACCAGAAGAAUCAAAUGUUAUUCAUUCUAUUUCAGAUCAGAAAAAUAAUAAACAAGAAGCAAUAACGCUUGACACACCUGUCAAAGAAAAUGGAUCAAAUUUUUCCCAAGGUCAACAACAACUGAUUGCAAUGGCCAGAGCACUAGUUCGUGAUUCAAAACUAAUAAUAAUGGACGAAGCUACUGCAAGUAUAGAUUUUAAAACUGAUCAUCUAAUACAGGCCACAAUUAGGGAAGAGUUUAAGAAUAGUAUUGUUAUCACUAUUGCGCAUAGAUUGCGUACUGUCAUGGAUUAUGAUAAAAUUUUGGUUAUGGAUGAUGGAAAUGUAGUGGAAUUCGAUAUUCCAUACUUAUUGAUGCAGAAGUCUGAUGGGUGGUUUAGGAGAAUGUGUGAAAAAAGUGGUGAAUUUGCAGAAUUAAUGAAAAUUGCUAAGCAGAAAUAUGAGGAGAUAUUAUU